AUGUUACUGGUUUUAAAUUACCUCACAAUUACAUGGUUGCUGCUUCAAACUCUCACUUACUGCAAGGGAAAUAUUCAUUAUACAUUUUUUCCUUCAGUUUCUCAAGUAGUCACUAACCGUACCUUUCCAGCUACUGUAAAUUUUGAAUCAAAUUCAGAUGUAAUACUUGUGAAGUGUCCAUCCAAGAAAUACAGACAUUCAAAUGUUAAUGAUACCUUUGAUUUGCAUGAUUUGUUACAUUAUUCAGAACUAAAAUUUCAUACUAAAGGAGACAUCUUUGUCUGGACACCCACUGUAUAUAAUGUAAAUAAAGAAAAUAUUUUUAUUUGUGGACAGGUUGCUAUAAAACGUGAUGAAGAAAAUCAUAUGCAUAAAAAUUGGGAGUUUAAAUACAAUUGGCAGUCUAAACCAAAACCAUUUGAAGUAGCAAAGAGAGAGAAAAUAUCAAAAACACUUCCCUUACCUAGUAAUUGUAGCAACGAUCCAACUAAAGUUGCUAAAUUUACCAGAGAUAAACAAGGUAUUAUGAAACGUGUCAAUAUAAAUAAUGGUGAAUUGAAGGAAACAGAUGAAUUACCUCAUCCUAAUAAAUUGUAUUAUUAUUUUUUGGUACCAGAAGAAAAUUCUAUUAUGGAACAUGUACCUCCUUGUGCAAUUAUUAGAGCAGUUAAUGAGAAACCAAAAAUAAAAAUUAAUGGUCAAGAACACCCAGUAUCUCCAAAUAAUAACAAAAUUCAUGUUAUUAAACAAGAAACCAUGACAGAAGUAUUCAAUAUAAAACUUGAGUUGCUGUCUCCAGAUACUCCUGAUUUCUAUAAAGGUGAAAAAAUUUUAAUGAAAGAAAUGAGAUAUACAAAAUUUGGUAUUGAAAACAUACAAAAUACUGAUGAAAUGAUAAUGGACAGUUUUACUCUGCAUCAAUUUAAAAUACUGAAGUUUACCUACAACUAUCCAACAAUUGAAAAUGAUAACGUUGUAGAAAAAAUAUAUUAUUUUGGACCAAUGAAAGAUGAUUAUAACUUUCCAAAUCAAGACAUAUUAUAUCUGGCAAAUGAAACGUCUAUUCAACCAAAUUGUACUAUUAAUGAAAUCACAUAUGGAUAUUUUGACUCUCUCACUUAUGAAAAUAAUACUAUUAAAUUAAAUGAAUUUAUUAAUAAUAAAAAGGAUAAUUUUGAACUUUCUGGAGAUUAUAUUAUUUUAAGAAAUAAUAAAACCAACAUGAUAUCUUUAAUGUGCCGUUAUAUUACUCUUACUGGAACUGUUACUUUAACUCAAACAUUUAUAAAAGGAAAAAAAGUAUUUAUGGGAAAAAACGAAAAAGGUGAAGAUAUUUAUAAAAUCUUAUCAGAAACCGAUGGAUCAGAAUAUGAAAAAAAAAUGGCUGAUAAAAAAAAGGAAAUGGAAUCUAUAAAAAAAUCUUUUAUUGAUAAAUUAAUUGAUUAUAUUGGUAUUGGUGCUACAUAUGGACUUAUUGGUGGUAUAUCUUUAUUUAUUUUAAUAAUAAUUAUUAUUAUUAUUUUACUAUGUUAUUUCAAAUCAAUUAAACCACGUCUUAUCAGAAAAAAAAUUCAAAAAACUUAUCCCAAUAUAUUUGAAUUAUGGAAUGAUAUAUCAAAACAAAAAUUAGAAAAAUAUUCACAAAUUGGUGUUAAAAGAGAUUAUGUUGCUGAUCGUGAACAAUGCCAUGAUUAUAAAAAGACAUGUGAAGGUUUUGAAGAAAUAUUUAUUGAUACAACUUCCUUAUUUAAUAAUGAAUUAGUUAAAUGUUAUAAAGAUAUUAAUGGAGCAAUAACUGCCUAUUAUAUUGACAAAAUUUCACCACAAAAAAAAUAUAUAAUUUCUGAUGGACCAUCAAAUAAUAAUAUUAAUUAUUUUUGGGAACUAUUGUAUCGUGAAAAUGUUAAAGUUAUUGUGGCAUUUAUUGAUAUUGAAGAUGACUAUGUAAAUUAUUGGCCAAAAAAAUCUUCUCAAAAAUAUGGUAAUAUUAAUGUUGAAUUUAUUAAAAAUUUGUCUGCUAAUGAUAUUUCACAUUUAUCUAUUUAUCAUUUUCAAAUGACUGUUGAUGUUGAAAGAAAAAUUAUCAUGUGUCAGGCACCUGUAAGAGAAACUGUUGAUGAUACAUAUGAUAUGUUUUAUAGAUAUCGUGUUAAAGUUGUUAUUUUACUUGUAAGUAAAGAAGAAAUUGAUGUUUUAGAUAAAUGUCACUUCAAAUCAUAUCCUGAUAUCAAUAAAUUUGUUCAAUCAGCUAAUUAUGUUCUUAUAAAUAGAACUAGUAUUAUUGAUAAAAAUAGCUGUUUUUAUGAACAUGAUUGUGAGCUUCAACAUAUAGCCACAAAAAAAACAUUACUUCUAAAAUUAAUUCAAUAUAUGGAUUGGCCUAAUAAAAAUAUACCUGUUGAUAGAAAAACAUUAUAUGGAUUAUACAAAAGAACUGUUGAAUUAUGUAAAAAUGAUUAUUUGGUAAUACAGUGUAGUUCAGGUGUUGGAAGAUCUGGUACACUUGCAAUGAUCAUCCACAUGAUUGAUACAAUCGACAAGGAAAACCCAUUUGAUCCCUUCAAAAGUUUGGACUUUAUAAGACAACAUCGUUAUAAAGGAGUCCAAACUAUAAGUCAAUUUUUCUUGGCUUUAUGUAUUCUUUAUCAACAUUUUAAAGAUGAAAUUAAAUUUGUUGAUCGAAAAUUAUAUGACCAAUUUAUGGAAUUGGCACAAAUUGUCUUUGAUGGAGAAAAAUUAAGUUAUUGCUAA
Molecule: messenger RNA, 2751 nt
Organism: Strongyloides ratti
Lineage: Eukaryota; Metazoa; Nematoda; Chromadorea; Rhabditida; Strongyloididae
Product: Protein-tyrosine phosphatase,receptor/non-receptor type domain and Protein-tyrosine/Dual specificity phosphatase domain and Protein-tyrosine phosphatase, catalytic domain-containing protein
Exons: 4
Coding region: 1-2751 (916 amino acids)
Biological process (GO): protein dephosphorylation
Molecular function (GO): protein tyrosine phosphatase activity
Source: RefSeq, a predicted model, not a curated record